UUCUCUUCUCUCCUCUCUCUUUCAUUUGAUAUAUAUAUAUAUAUAUAUAAUUUUUAUUUUUUUAUUUUUUCCGUAUUACCAUCUCGCUUGUGAACGUCGGCACGUACUCCAAUCAGAGUAGAAGACAAGCAACCAGCUGGCUAUUGGUGUCAUUAGUAGUGAACGAUGACAGAGAAGACAGUUCUAAGCAUUUAUUAUUCUUCUAAUUCUUUUUUUUCUUUUCUUAUUUUACAACACGUUGAUUCAUUUUUAUUAACGAUGAUGAUUAUUAUUAUUAUUAUUAUAUUUAACGUGAAUUGGGAGAAAAAUUCGUCAGUGGAAAAGUUUAUUCUCGUUUAUCGUUGUCCCCAGUAUGGAACGAUGUUACGUGACGGAAAGUUGGUUAUUUUUUUGGAAAAUAUUUUUUUUGUCGAGGGGGUGGAGAGAGGAAGAAAAAUGGAGGAUAACGAGGAAAGAGUGAUGCGGGGAAAAUCGACUGACCGAUGGAAAAAUUUCGACGGGGUGGAAAAAAAGUGACGCGAUUACAUUGCGAGUCGGAAUCAUUCAAGAUGGACCUGAUUUUGGACAUCAACAGCUGGCUCUACCCUAUGGAUUUAGGUGACAAAUUCCGAUUAGUGUUAGCAACGACACUUAGGGAGGAUGGUUAUCCCGAUGGCGGAGAAUGGAAUGCUACGGAUCAAGAAGGUGGUUCUAGAGCGGACAGUUUUGAAUACGUGAUGUCGGGAAAGGUUUAUCGGAUCGAAGGUGACGAGGCGAGCAACGAACCUAGCAGUAGAUUAUCCGCCUACGUAUCUUUCGGUGGAUUAUUAAUGAGACUGCAGGGUGACGCAAAUAACUUACAUGGUUUCGAAAUCGAUCAACAUAUGUACCUGCUCAUGAAGAAGCUUGCAUUUUAGGCUAAUUUAUCGACUAAG
Polistes dominula (European paper wasp) is the source of this 914-nucleotide messenger RNA. RefSeq names its product DNA-directed RNA polymerases I, II, and III subunit Rpb8 (gene Rpb8). The record is from RefSeq and is a predicted model, not a curated record. Gene Ontology annotation, biological process: DNA-templated transcription. Lineage: Eukaryota; Metazoa; Arthropoda; Insecta; Hymenoptera; Vespidae. Gene Ontology annotation, cellular component: RNA polymerase I complex; RNA polymerase III complex; RNA polymerase II, core complex.